UCCAAACUCUAGCUCCAGCAAACUUUGUUACUUCAGUCAGCAAAAACCUCAGUGAUAUUUGCAACCUCCAAAGGAAAGACUCAUACAAACACACGGAUACACUCAACUACAAAGUUUAGCGGCGGAUUUUAAUCAACCAUGUCAUCAAAGGACGUAGAUAGAGCCACAGUGUUUUUGACGACCAAAGUGCGCACAUCACUGAAAUCGGAUGGCUGCUGGAUCCAAGGCCAAAAAGUAGACCCAAACACAGAGGACAAACCUAAGCUUCGCGCACCACUUGAAAGAAAAAACUCCGGAAUGAAUUCUGUAGACAUCUCCAACGCCAACAACAGUGAUGAGAGCCCAAAACCUGUCAAAUCUCCGGCAGGACGCCAGAGCUCCUACGUUCUUGCAGCUCUCAAGAAGUUUGAGUCUACUGAAGAGCUGACUGUCUCUCCUGGAAAAAGCCCAUCAUACUAUGCUAAAAGGGUGACUGUCGCCGAUGAGGCAGAGGCCGAUACUGCUGUGGCUAAGAGCAGUGUGGAGGUUUCUGUGAAUGGAGGUACUACUGAAAAGGAAGAAAACACUGUGACCCCAGAAGUGGAUCCAACACAAGCAAUCUCAAACACAUCCGCUGGUCCAGAAGAAGAGGCAGAUGUAAAGACUGUUGAGGAUGUAAGUGCUGUAGCUGCAGUUGAGUCACUCGUGAAGGAAGAAACUCAAACAUCUGCUGAGACAGCUCUAGAAGUCCCUGCUGCCAUACCUGUGGAGAUAGCUCCAGAAGUUCCUGCUGCCAUACCCGUGGAGAUAGUUCCAGAAGUUCCUGCUGCCAUACCUGUGGAAACAGCUCCAGAAGUUCCUGCUGUCACAGCUGUCGAAGUUCCUGAAGUUCCUGCUGCCGCACCUGUAGAGUCAGCUCCGGAAGUUCCUGAUGCUGUUUCUGUAGACACAACUCCUGACACAGCUGUGGUUGCAACUACUGAGGCUAUAGAAGUACCUGCAGCUACAGCUGUCGAAGUUCCAGUGGAGGCAGCGCCUGAAGAGCCUGCUGUCACCCCUACAGAGUCAGUUCCAGAGGUUCCUGCAGUCACAGCUGUGGAUGCAGCCCCUGAAGUUCCUGUAGCCACACCUGCAGAGUCAGCUCCAGAAGUACCUGAUGCUGUUUCUGUAGACACAACUCCUGACACAACUGUGGUUGCAUCUGCUGAAGUUCCUGCAGCCACAGCUGGGGAUGCAACUCCUGAAGUUGUUGACGUACCUGUGGAGGUAGCUCCUGAAGUUCCUGCAGUCACACUCGCAGAAGUCGCUUCUGAAGUUCUUGCUGUCUCAUCAGUAGAUGCAGCUGCUGAGGUUGCUGCGAUUACACCAGUGGAGGAAGCUCCUGAAGUUCACGUAGAGGUAGCAUCUGAGCCUGUUGUGGAAACUGCUAUCACUGCAGAAGCCGAGGCACUGGUUGAAGCAACUCAAGAUGCACUUGUAGAAGCAGUAGCUGAAGUUGCUCCUGCGGAGGUAGUAGCCACACCUGCUGAAACAUCCGCAGAUGCAAAUGUAGUGGUCGUACCUGAAGCAUUCGCUGAUGAAACUGUAGAGGCCAUACUUGAAGCACCUGCAGCAGUAGAGUCAGUGGCUGCAACACCCGAAGAAGCACCUGUAGAGCCUGCAGCUGCAACACCUGCAGAAGCCCCGAUAGAAUCUGUGACUGCAACACCUGCAGAAGCGCCUGUAGAAUCUGUGACUGCAACACCUGCAGAAGCCCCAGUAGAAUCUGUCACUGCAACACCUGCAGAAGCCCCAGUAGAAUCUGUGACUGCAACACCUGCAGAAGCCCCAGUAGAAUCUGUGACUGCAACACCUGCAGAAGCCCCUGUAGAAUCUGUGACUGCAACACCUGCAGAAGCCCCAGUAGAAUCUGUGACUGCUACAGCUGAACAAGUACCUGUAGAGGCAGUAGCUGAAACACCUGAAGCUGCAUCUUCUGAGGUGGUUGCACCAACAGAGACUGUGGACAAAGCCCCUGAGGCUGCUCCUGAAGAGGCCGUGGCUAAAGCCGCUCCCGCAGAAGUAGCAAUUCAAACACCCGAGGCCGUCUCUGUGGAGGCUGUCGUUGCAUCUGCUGAGGUCGCUGAGGUGUCUGUUGCACCUGUGCUGGAGGAAUCGGUGGAGUCACUGACCGAAGCAGACGCAGGCCAGGCAGAGAGCACAGACCUCCCAGCCACAGCGGUUCCUGUAGCGACAAUAUCAGGACCCUCUGACGAGCCUGCCACUGACGCCUCUGAUGAAGUUAAAGAGUCCGCUGUGAGCUCAGAUGUGACACUAGCAGCGGAGGUUCCAACUGAAAGUGAAGACAUUUCAGUGGCUGCACCUGAACCAGAAGCACUCAUAACACCCGCAGAGCAACCUGUUGUAGAAACAGCUCUGAACCAAGAAAAUGCCAUCAAAUUAUCUGAGGCUUUAGAUGGGGAAACUUCACAAGACCAAACUAAAGUUGAAGAGAAGCCAACCAUUAUUUCAGGUCCAUCUGUGUGCACCCAUUGUAAUGAGCUAAUUACUGGUAAUGUCAGAAUCACUGUUGCCACCCUUGCAAUCUGCUGCCACCCGGAGUGCUUCAAGUGCGGGGUAUGCCAGAAGAAUCUGGGUGAUCUGGAUUUAAAAAUGUUCAAUCAUGAAGCAACCUUAAUCUGUGAAGAAUGCUUUGAUGUAAUCUACCAUAUCAGUUAACCAGCAUUUGACAAUGAACCAUCACAUUUGAUCAUAUCCUAAAAUAACCAUCACUUUCAAACAUAUUCUAAAAGAACCAUCACUAUUGAUCAUAUUGAAGAUGAACUAUCAUAUUCGAUCAUGUCCUAAAAGAACUAUCACAUUUGAUCAUAUUCAGAAUGAACAUGUGUAAUCAUAUCCAAAUCCAAUGAGGCAGCAAUGGAAGCAUAUAAACCAAACAGCUGCUUAACGCACCCUGAACAUCAUGCUAAAUGAUGUUUUUUUCCCCAUGAUAAUACAUAUAAUGUUUUGGUGUAUAUGUUAUACUUUUUGCUUAACCAUUUUUAUUACAAUGCUUAUUUUUUAAUGUAUUGGUACAGUAUGUAUGUUUAUUUUCAAU
Sardina pilchardus (European sardine) is the source of this 3076-nucleotide messenger RNA. Its product is annotated as calphotin-like. The transcript has 12 exons. Bases 139 to 2697 code for a protein of 852 amino acids. Lineage: Eukaryota; Metazoa; Chordata; Actinopteri; Clupeiformes; Clupeidae. The record is from RefSeq and is a predicted model, not a curated record.